AUGACGAACGUGUAUGGAAAAGAAUUGCGACAAUUUGACAUUCCCUAUAAUAUCACUGGUUUCUUGACAGAACUUAAAGAAAAUUCAAAGUACGGUGAUGGUGCAGAAUGGAAAGAAAAUCAUCUAAUCGAAAACAAAAGAGCACUGGCUCUCAUGAUCGUAUCAUCAGGAUCUUUGUCACAAGAGUUCGCUGGUAAACAGCUCCCGGUGGGGGUAAGUCCCAGUACCAUUGGAAAAAUCACCAGUCCUAGUCUCAGUACUAUCUCGGCAUAUGACGUCAUGAAACCAGUAAAGGCUUUCAUAAAGAAUAGCAAGAGAGGGCUGACAUUAUUAUAUGGUCCGGAAUAUGAAGAGGUAAUAAACGACUUACCUGAACUGAUUGCUGCAGACUUUGUCCUACAAAUGAAAUUCAAGAGUGACGGAAAGACGGAGACUUUGCUCCAGACGCUGACUCCGUCUGAGAGGAAGAACUUCCUGCUGCUUCUGGACACACCUGCCAAUAUACUCAACGUCUUCCAAACAAUGAGGGGGAAAUUGCUGAAGACUCAUUUGGUCACUUGGCUUUUAAUAAUGGAAGGAAGCGACGCCUACAACAGUGUUGCCAGACUUGAGGAGUUUGUUAACGAGGGUACUCAGGUUAUUGUCUUUGUAAAGACCUCUGAUGGAUAUUUCAUUCAUUAUUUACCUUCUAUCGAUGAUUACGGAAUUACUCGAUUUACGAACAAAGGCCGGUGGGAGAUGACAAAGGACUUGAAGGAGAUCCUUUCCUUCGAGUCGCAGGAGUCCUAUGACCUGAGUGGACGCCAUUUUAAGGUGGCCAUCAAGGAACUCGUCUUAAUAAUGAAAGUGGGAAAAACCCAACCUGACGGGAGCGUUGAGGCAACAGGCACUGAUCCAAGCAUUAUGAACGACUUGGCUUCAGCUCUGAAUUUUACAUACAAAGCAUAUAUUCCACGAGACAAUGCUUGGGGAGAUCUUUUUCCGGAUGGAAAUGUAACAGGAAUCAUUGGAAUGGUAGCAAAGCGAGAGGCUGCUCUUGGAAUGUCAGUGAUGUCCAUGUCAGAUACUAGAAUGAGGGUUGUAGACUUCACUGCUGCCUACCACAGUGGACGAUACUUGUUAUUGUCAAGAUCUCCAAAAGAAAAGAAUAAGGCGUUUUCAAUUCUCAGCCCCUUCACACUUCAGAGACAUUCAAAUGAGACUGUUGGCUCACAGUCUCAUUUUGACCCGUGCGCUAUCAACUCCUUAGCAGCUGUUAAAGAAGGAUAA
Messenger RNA from Macrobrachium nipponense, 1269 nucleotides. RefSeq lists its product as uncharacterized. The record is from RefSeq and is a predicted model, not a curated record. NCBI's taxonomy places the organism in Eukaryota, Metazoa, Arthropoda, Malacostraca, Decapoda, Palaemonidae. Gene Ontology annotation, cellular component: membrane. The transcript is spliced from 9 exons. Bases 1 to 1269 code for a protein of 422 amino acids. Gene Ontology annotation, molecular function: ligand-gated monoatomic ion channel activity.